AUUCGCUAAAAUUUGACCUUCCUUAUUGCAAAUUGUGAGUAUAUAAACUAGAUCACGGGGUGUCACAUUUAUCAUUCACAUUUGUGAAACUUACAAACAUGUUCUCCAAAAUCGUAGCCCUAUGCGCCUUCGCGGCAGUAGCCCAGGCCGGUCUCCUGGUUGAGCCGCACUACUCCUCGGCGGCCGCCGUCUCCUCGCAGAGCAUCGUGCGCCACGACCAGCCCCAAGCCGUGGCCCACAAGCUGGUGGCUGCUCCCGUCGCCUACCACGCCGCCCCCGCUCACGUUGAAUACCACGCCGCUCCCGCUCACGUCGCCUACCACGCUGCCCCCGCCCCCGUGACCUACCACGCCGCCCCUGCUGCCGUCGCCUACCACGCCGCUCCCGCUCCUGUUGCGUACCACGCCGCUCCUGCUGCUGUCCACUACACCGCUCCCAUCGCUCACGAAGAAAUUCCGCACUACUCCUCGGCCGCCGCGGUCUCCUCGCAGAGCAUCGUCCGCCACGACCAGCCUCAGCUGGCCCACAAGCUGGUGGCUGCCCCCGUCGCCUACCAGGCCGCUCCCGCUCAUGUCGCCUACCAGGCCGCUCCCGCUCAUGUCGCCUACCACGCUGCUCCCGCUCAAGUUGCCUACCACUCCGCCCCUGCCCCCGUGACCUACCACGCUGCCCCCGCUCCCAUCGCCUACCACGCUGCUCCCGCUGCCGUCCACUACUCCGCUCCCAUCGCCCACGAGGAAAUCUCUCAGCCAGCCAAGUACGAGUACUCCUACUCUGUUGCUGACGGUCACUCCGGCGACAACAAGUCCCAGCACGAGACCCGUGACGGUGAUGUCGUGAAGGGCUCUUACUCCCUCAAGGAGGCUGACGGCUCCAUCCGCACCGUGGAGUACACCGCUGACCCCCACAACGGUUUCAACGCCGUGGUGCACAACACCGCCCCCUCCCACGCUCCCGUGGUCGUCAAGGCCGCUCCCGUCGUCUACUCUGCCCCUACUUACUACCACCAUUAAGUCAAGAAAUAUGU
This is a messenger RNA of Cydia fagiglandana, 1027 nucleotides long. RefSeq lists its product as uncharacterized. Gene Ontology annotation, cellular component: extracellular matrix. The coding region runs from base 99 to 1013 and encodes 304 amino acids. The record is from RefSeq and is a predicted model, not a curated record. The transcript has 4 exons. NCBI's taxonomy places the organism in Eukaryota, Metazoa, Arthropoda, Insecta, Lepidoptera, Tortricidae.